Coccinella septempunctata (seven-spotted ladybird) is the source of this 782-nucleotide messenger RNA. Its product is annotated as trafficking protein particle complex subunit 2-like protein. The transcript has 5 exons. The coding region runs from base 122 to 538 and encodes 138 amino acids. Gene Ontology annotation, biological process: endoplasmic reticulum to Golgi vesicle-mediated transport. The record is from RefSeq and is a predicted model, not a curated record. Gene Ontology annotation, cellular component: TRAPP complex; cytoplasm; nucleus. NCBI's taxonomy places the organism in Eukaryota, Metazoa, Arthropoda, Insecta, Coleoptera, Coccinellidae.
AAUCUUUGUUUUGAACUAAAAUUGAUAUAUUUUUGGUCUAUGGUUGUGUGUGUCAAAUAGGUUAAAAACAGUUUGUUUACUAUUUUCUGAAUGAAAAACAAAUUAAUUCCUAAAGAAUACUAUGGCUGUAUGCGUUGCUAUUAUUGGGAAAGAUAAUUCUCCUAAAUUUAUUUGUUGUCUGAACCCUGAUGAGGAACUACGUUUUCAGUACAAAGUACUGUCAUCUCUAGAUAUUGUGGAAGAGAAAAUUAAUGGAGGUAAUAAACCAGUUGACAACAGAGAACUUUUUCUGGGAAUGUUAUAUGCUAUUGAAACACAUAAAAUAUAUGGGUAUGUUACAAAUACCAAAAUUAAAUUUAUAAUAGUUGUUGAUUCUUCAAAUAUGGCCCUACGAGACAAUGAAAUUAGAUCGAUGUUUAGGAAGAUACACUCUGAAUAUACUGAUAUAGUUUGUAAUCCAUUCUACACACCAGGGGAACCAAUCACAUUCAAAUCUUUUACAACAACUAUAAAAAACAUCAUGACUGGAACAGUUUGAAAUGAGGCAAAGUAAAUUUAUUUAUUUAAAUAUACACAAUCACAGUUAUAAUUCUCUUAAGUGAUUAUAAAACCUUCCCUGAAAGAUUCCCAGAUAUAGAUAUCCCAGCUAUCUAGUUUAAUUACUUGAGUCAUCUUUUGAUUGAAAAUAUAAAACUGCUUCAAUUUGUAGACCCCUUGAAUAAUUCUUAGAAAGAUAAUUAAAGUUUAUCAUCUUAGUAAUAAAUUGAUAGUGUUUUAUGGAA